This is a messenger RNA of Ordospora colligata OC4, 1242 nucleotides long. RefSeq lists its product as uncharacterized. Bases 1 to 1242 code for a protein of 413 amino acids. The transcript has a single exon. The record is from RefSeq and is a predicted model, not a curated record. NCBI's taxonomy places the organism in Eukaryota, Fungi, Microsporidia, Ordosporidae.
AUGAGACUCCUUGUCUGGGUAAUGCAUUUGUUGCUUGGACAUGGUUUAUGUAAUGCAAUGUAUGAAGAGUACACCGAAAUGAUGCGGCCGCUUGGAGAUGAUGACAUCCUCAAAGUUAUUGGUAAUAUGAUCGAGCUAGAUUCUAAGAAGACCCAUAAGAAAGUAAUAUUUUACAUCAAAAGUAUUGACAAGCAGCAGUAUGGAAACGAAAACAUCAUUGUGAUCACAUCCUCGGAUUCCAAAGAGCCACUGUUUCUAGGAUAUUUAGGUGGGAAGAGGAAGAGGUUAGUUGUACAAAACCAGGCAUUUGAAUGGAAUCUAAAAAGAGUGGAAGGCGUCAAUGGAUACAAUAUUAUGCCUGAUGAUGUUGAUGAUGAGUGCCUAACACUAUUUGACAAUAGUAUUCUAAGCAUCUCUGAAUGUAGGAUUGAAUACAGCAGGCAGAUUUUUGUUUUUGAGGAUGAACCUUAUUCAGAUCGUCGUCGCUAUGAAAAGUAUACCAGACGUGCAAAUAAGAUGAGCAGUCGUUAUUAUUCAGAUAGUUCAUCGGACUUAGCAUAUGACCGAAACGACAACUACUAUUCUAAAUACGCUGAGGAUGAUAGUUCACAUGAGCCAACAAUGUUUAAAAAGAUGAAGUCGUUGCCAGAUUCCUCAGAUUCAGAUGACAUUAAAGAGUUGUUGGAGCCUAGUAUUGUAAUAAUGGCUUCUGAUAUGCCAAAGUCUGUUAAUAGCACAACAACCAGCAGUAUAAACACAUAUAGCGAUAGCAUGUCAUCUCCUAUCCCUGUAACUGUAUCGACCUCUGUUUUAAUAUCGACCUCUGUUUUGACAUCGACUUCUAUAUCGACUGUUUUGGUCCAGGUGACAAAGACAAUUGAUGAGCAGGCGAUAACAAUCAUCAACGAACCAAUAAAAAAUGCAAAACCUCACAGAUGUGUGAACAAAAAUGUUCUUCCGUCGAUUAUCUCGGCAUCGGAUGUCUGCAAUGAAAAUGAAAGCAACAGCAGCAGUGAGUCAUUGAACGAGUCGAAUUACUAUCAAAAUGAUUUGAAGCACUACAAUAACUUGGCAGACAUGAGAAUUCAAGACAUCAAGAGCCUUAAUGAUAUGAAAACAUUUAGCUUAAAUGAGUUUCCUGUGCUUAAAAAAUUUAUUUCUCUGUAUGAAACUGAUAGCAAUACCCAGAUACAAAGCACAAUCACUAAUUCUUAUCCAUUAUCAAUAACAACCGUUGUAUAG